GAGCGCGCCGGGCCGUUCGGUCCGUAGCCGCGUUUUCGGCCGCUUCCUUCUUCUCUCCCCGCCUCCCGGCCUUCGCAGUAACGCGGCCCGGGCAGGAGCCCAGCCGGAGCCGGAGCCGGAGCCGGAUCCGCAGCCGCAGAGACGUGGAAACAUGGAGGCCUGAGCUGGCUUGCGCACUCGGGCUGCGGCGGCGACCACAGCUUCUCCCUAUCCUCCUCUGCCACCCGCUCGUCGGUCAAUGAACUGGAAGCGGAUCUCCCCGCCGGCUGAGGCAGGUUGUGUUGUGGAAAUGAAGGUUUAAGGACAAGCUAUUUUCCACAUUAGAAGAUGGGAUCGAACAGCAGCAGAAUCGGUGAUCUUCCUAAAAAUGAGUACUUAAAAAAGUUAUCAGGCACAGAAUCUGUCUCUGAGAAUGACCCGUUCUGGAAUCAACUUCUCUCGUUUUCUUUCCCUGCACCAACCAGUAGUACUGAGUUGAAGCUCCUGGAGGAGGCAACCAUUUCAGUCUGCAGGUCUUUAGUUGAGAACAAUCCUCGAACAGGAAACUUUGGUGCGCUAAUUAAGGUCUUCCUUUCUAGAACCAAAGAACUAAAACUUUCUGCAGAAUGUCAGAACCACAUCUUCAUUUGGCAGACACACAAUGCUUUGUUUAUUAUUUGCUGUUUGCUGAAAGUGUUCAUCUGUGAGAUGUCAGAGGAGGAAUUACAACUUCAUUUCACUUAUGAAGACAAAUCUCCUGGCAGUUACAGUUCUGACUCAGAAGAUCUUUUGGAAGAAUUGCUCUGCUGUUUGAUGCAGUUAAUCACCGAUAUUCCACUCUUAGAUAUCACAUAUGAGAUAUCAGUAGAAGCCGUAUCAACCAUGGUUGUUUUCCUUUCCUGCCAACUCUUCCACAAGGAAGUUUUGCGACAGAGCAUCAGUCACAAGUAUUUGAUGCAAGGUCGAUGUCUUCCAUACACCAGCAAACUUGUGAAAACCUUAUUGUAUAACUUCAUCAGACAAGAAAAGCCGCCGCCUCCGGGAGCGCACGUUUUCCCUCAGCAGUCGGAGGCGGGAGGACUGCUCUACGGCCUUGCUUCAGGAGUAGCGACUGGACUCUGGACUGUCUUCACACUGGGCGGUGUGGGCAGCAAAGCAGCUGCCACCCCAGAACUUUCUUCCCCUCUGGCCAACCAGAGUCUCCUGCUUCUGCUGGUGCUGGCCAACCUGACAGAUGCUGCAGAUGCUCCAAACCCCUACAAGCAGGCCAUUAUGUCCUUUAAGAAUACACAAGAUAGCAGUCCUUUCCCCUCAUCAGUUCCACAUGCUUUCCAGAUUAACUUUAACAGUUUGUACACAGCUUUGUGUGAACAGCAGACGUCUGAUCAAGCAACCCUCCUCUUGUAUACGUUGCUCCAUCAGAACAGUAAUGUGAGAACGUAUAUGUUGGCUCGCACAGAUAUGGAAAAUCUUGUUUUACCAAUUCUUGAGAUUCUAUAUCAUGUUGAAGAAAGAAAUUCACACCAUGUGUAUAUGGCCCUUAUAAUACUGUUGAUCCUUACGGAAGAUGAUGGCUUCAAUAGAUCCAUUCACGAAGUGAUAUUAAAAAAUAUUACUUGGUAUUCAGAACGAGUUUUAACUGAAAUUUCUCUGGGGAGUCUCCUGAUAUUGGUCGUAAUAAGAACCAUUCAGUACAACAUGACAAGGACAAGAGACAAGUACCUUCACACAAAUUGUCUGGCAGCCUUAGCAAAUAUGUCGGCACAGUUUCGUUCUCUCCAUCAGUAUGCUGCCCAGAGGAUCAUCAGUUUGUUUUCCUUGCUGUCUAAAAAACACAACAAAGUUCUGGAACAAGCCACACAGUCCUUGAGAGGUUCGCUGAGCUCCAAUGACACUCCUCUACCAGAUUAUGCACAAGACCUAAAUGUCAUUGAAGAAGUGAUUCGGAUGAUGUUGGAGAUCAUCAAUUCCUGCCUGACAAAUUCUCUUCACCACAAUCCAAACUUGGUGUAUGCACUGCUCUACAAACGGGAUCUCUUUGAACAAUUUCGAACUCAUCCUUCAUUUCAGGAUAUAAUGCAGAAUAUUGAUCUGGUGAUCACCUUCUUUAGCUCAAGGUUGCUACAGGCUGGAGCUGAGCUGUCAGUGGAACGGGUCCUGGAAAUCAUCAAGCAAGGGGUUGUUGCCCUGCCCAAAGACAGGCUGAAGGCUGUGCCACCUGGACCCAGCCACUCAGCCUCUGCAGACCCCACUUCACCUUCCAUCAGUGGGGUCUGCCAUGUGGACCUUGGCGGGACAUUGUGGUGACUGACCACGACGCUGCUUGUGGAGCUUCCAGACAGACUUGGUGUGCAGGGAGCACUCAGUGGGUGGUAGCUACACCUGUUACUAAAAUGCAUAUUUUUCAUGGAAAAGAAUAUGGUCGUGUUGCUGCCUGUGAGACACCUGAUUCCAUGACAGAGACUUAUUACCACCUUGAAGAACCCUGUCCCCCCACGCCUAAGAACCUUGUGCCAGGCGGAAGCAGCAGAGAGUAUGAGAGGUGGCCCAUCAAGGAUGCCCAGGCCCCCAAAAGAGCACGCAGCCGCUGAGUGGUCAUGGUGCAUCCAGAGAAUGCUGGCCCAGGGUGGGAGGCAUUCAGGGGGACUUUGUGAGUGGAUGACAAGGGAAUAGAAAACUGGGGGACCUAAUUAAGUCCCAGUCGUGUCAGUAAGUGCUGGAAGUAGUGCCACAUCCCUGAGCUGAUGAGACUUUGUUGGCCAGACUGACCAGAAGAGCCCAGUGGGAGAAGUUGUCCUCUAAAUCACAGUCGUUACCAUUGCUGUCUGCGCACGCCGAGACUUCAAGCCUACGCUGGUGAUGAGAAAGAGCUGACUGGAAACACCGAUAGUCUGAAAAGUCUUAGGAUUUCGUUAAACCAGAGUAGUUUUGCAAAGGCUUCUGGAGUAUGGGCUACAGAGAGGAUGAGGGAGCAUCUAGGGUCGUUGGAGGUGGGGGAGGUUCGAGAAUCCAUUUGUGUCAAUUCUGCAUUGCCAUGAUGCCCUGGGAGCCAUGGAGUGGAGUGGUUUUCAUUAAAGACGUGAGGGAUGGGGAUUGUACUGUCUGUAUUAUGUUGUAACAUCCGUGACCACAGUACCCUCCUUUUCAGGAAUCCCUAGACACUUGUUUCAAGAUUUAACUCAAAACUCAUCUUGCCACAAAGCAUUUCCUGCUUAACUCGGCCCCUCUCUCAUCAUUCUGGAACUCUGAGGAUCCAGCACUUAGGUGUUUGGUCUUAAUCGUUGUAAAUGUUGUUUUAAAAUUUCCAUCACUCUGUGUGUGUGUGUGUAGGUCCCCUACCUACCCGCCUCUUUCCUUUUAAUAUCUUCUGAAUCUACCUAACUAGUGUCAUCCGCCUUGGUUCGGGCCAUUUGCCCUCACCUGGACCAGACCCUGCCCCCGCUGCUGCCAGGUGCCCUCUAGUUCUCUGCGCUGUGAUCGGAGUAGACCCCGCACAGAGCCUCUCUCUUCAGGUGGCCUCUCAGACCCUUCACUUGCUUUCCGGACCUUAGCGUGGAGGCCGAGUCUCCAUGCGGCUCCUCUGCCUCCCCAUCCUCCCGCCCCUGGGCCCGGCUCUCCAGGGCCUGCUCUUCCUCCGCCCCCUCUCUGCCCCCAGCAGUCACCUCGUGGCCUUCCCUCCGCGCUGCUCCCUCAGGAGGGACACACGUCCUUCCUCACCUGGCUGCCCCUCCACCACCCUCCAGCCUCUCGAGCCUCUUGUCCUUCCCUCUCUUACUACCCACUCUGUUAUCAUUGUUUUGAUGUUGCUGCUGUGUAUUCGUCUCUCUCCUCAAGAAGGCAGCUCUGUGAGGACAGGAGUGUGUGUGGCUACUGCACCCUGUGUCCUGGGCCCUGGCAUGCACAGUGACUGCUGGCACAGAGUAGCAGACGCUCAGCCAAUAGAAUGAGUGAAUAAAUGACUCACGUAAGACAGUAUACGUGAGGCACUGACCAUUGUACCGGGGAUACAGUUGGUCCUCAGUGUGUGAUUGCUGGUGUCACUGGUUCAUUCAGUCAUCGGAUUGUCAAGUGCCCGGCCACUGUGGGGACACAGCAGCAAACAGAACAGAUAAAGACUGCUCUGCUCGUCGCCGUGCCUGCUGUGUGCGCGUCUCCCCUCCUCUGUCAGCCCACUUCCUCAGCCCGCCCCACCCUCCUCUCAGGACGCUGUGGCCCCUUCUCCUGUCCCCCCGGGACACAGGUCACUGAACGGCAGCCAGUCUCCCCCGAGUCACCUUGGCAAGGGAAGAGGCCAGGGCUGUCAGCAAACUCCAGCGCCUCCUCAGCCUGCUGGAGGAGGUGAGUCAGGAGGAAAACUGGAAGAGAAGCCCACAUCCUGGUGAUGGUGCUACCGAGGACCUGGGGCCACGUGCCUUCCCACUUCCAGAGACCACGAGCGUAGGCUCAGCGCCUGGGGGUGUUUGUCCAGCUAGGCCGAAGCCCUUCCUGAGCCCCCGUGAGGACUCACUGCGGGCCCCUGCACAGCUGAAGCCAUCACCACCGGCCGGAGGCGGAGGCCAUGCAGCGCAGGUCAAAACUCAGGAAUGGUGAGGGGAAGCCCUCGUCUCCACGGUGACUCCACCCUGGUGAGAAGGCGGAGUCCCUCGAGAAGAAGCAACCCUCAGCACUGCGCAGAAGACCGCCUUCUCUGGAACCCCGUCUGCCACCCACGAGGGGCCGUUUCCCAGUGUGAUGCUUCCCGUCCCACCCCUCCCCC
Molecule: messenger RNA, 4735 nt
Organism: Equus caballus (horse)
Lineage: Eukaryota; Metazoa; Chordata; Mammalia; Perissodactyla; Equidae
Source: RefSeq, a predicted model, not a curated record